CUAUUGUUCAUGGUUUGUCACCUGCCUGCAGAUAGUGAUAAGAUAAUCAUAUACCAUCUCUGCCAAGAUCAUGGGAAGGACUACAAACACAAAACGUAGCACAGACUUAGGUCAGCACAAAGACAGUGCAGGACAGACGACAGAGAGCUGUAAAGACAGUACAAACUACAGACAGAGUACAGACGACAGACAGGCAGCAUCACUCUUUAAUAAAUAAAACACGACACAUCGGAGUACAGCAAGUGGUAAGCAAACCAUUAACUCAGCAACAGUAAGUGGGUACAGACAGUGUAAUGUGUGUGAGGGGCAUAUUGCGUGUCAUCAGUAACUGCGUACAGACAGUAAUGUGUGUGAGGGACAUAUUGUGUGUCAGCAGUAAGUGCGUGCAAACAGUGUAAUGUGUGUGAGGGGCAUAUUGUCUGUCAGCAGUAACUGCGUACAGACAGUAAUGUGUGUGAGGGACAUAUUGUGUGUCAGCAGUAAGUGCGUGCAAACAGUGUAAUGUGUGUGAGGGGCAUAUUGUCUGUCAGCAGUAAGUGUGUACAGACAGUGUAAUGUGUGUGAGGGACAUAUUGUCUGUCAGCAGUAAGUGCGUGCAGACAGUGUAAUGUGUGUGAGGGGCAUAUUGUGUGUCAGCAGUGAGUGCGUACAGACAGUGUAAUGUGUGUGAGGGGCAUAUUGUGUGUCAGCAGUAAAUGUUUACAGACAGUGUGAGGGGCAUAUUGUGUGUCAGCAGUAAAUGUUUACAGACAGUGUGAGGAGCAUAUUGUUGGAAAACAGUAACUGUUUACAAUUGGUAAUACACCUAUGAAGGCUGGCAUAAUGUCUCCAUGAUAUGCAGACAGGUAGAAGGAGAUUAUAGUAUAUAGACAGGUAAACAGGUAGAAGGUAAUGCUACUAUAUAGACAGGUAGAAAGUGAUGUUAAUAUAUAGACAGGUAGAAAGUGAUGUUAAUAUAUAGACAGGUAGAAAGUGAUGUUAAUAUAGAGACAGGUAGAAAGUGAUGUUAAUAUAUAGACAGGUAGAAGGUAAUGUUAAUAUAUAGACAGGUAGAAAGUCAUGUUAAUAUAUAGACAGGUAGAAAGUGAUGUUAAUAUAUAGACGGGUAGAAAGUGAUGUUAAUAUAUAGACGGGUAGAAAGUGAUGUUAAUAUAUAGACAGGUAGAAGGUAAUAUUAAUAUAUAGACAGGUAGAAAGUGAUGUUAAUAUAUAGACAGGUAGAAAGUGAUGUUGGUAUACAGACAGGUAGACGGUAAUGUUGGUAUAUAGACAGGUAGAAAGUGAUGUUAGUAUAUAGACAGGUAGAAAGUAAUGUUAAUAUAUAGACAGGUAGAAAGUGAUGUUAAUAUAGAGACAGGUAGUAAGUGAUGUUGGUAUAUAGACAGGUAGAAGGUAAUGUUAAUAUAUAGACAGGUAGAAGGUAAUGUUAAUAUAUAGACAGGUAGAAAGUGAUGUUAAUAUAUAGACAGGUAGAAGGUAAUGUUAAUAUAUAGACAGGUAGCAAGUGAUGUUAAUAUAGAGACAGGUAGAAAGUGAUGUUAAUAUAUAGACAGGUAGAAGGUAAUGUUAAUAUAGAGACAGGUACAAGGUAAUGUUAAUAUAGAGACAGGUAGAAAGUGAUGUUAAUAUAUAGACAGGUAGUAAGUGAUGUUGGUAUAUAGACAGGUAGAAAGUGAUGUUAAUAUAUAGACAGGUAGAAAGUGAUGUUGGUAUAUAGACAGGUAGAAAGUGAUGUUAAUAUAUAGACAGGUAGAAAGUGAUGUUAAUAUAUAGACAGGUAGUAAGUGAUGUUGGUAUAUAGACAGGUAGAAAGUGAUGUUAAUAUAUAGACAGGUAGAAGGUAAUGUUAAUAUAUAGACAGGUAGAAGGUAAUGUUAAUAUAGAGACAGGUAGAAAGUGAUGUUAAUAUAUAGACGGGUAGAAAGUGAUGUUGGUAUACAGACAGGUAGAAGGUAAUGUUAAUAUAUAGACAGGUAGAAAGUGAUGUUAAUAUAUAGACAGGUAGAAAGUGAUGUUAAAUAUAUAGACAGGUAGAAAGUGAUGUUAAUAUAGAGACGGGUAGAAAGUGAUGUUAAUAUAUAGACAGGUAGACGGUAAUGUUGGUAUACAGACAGGUAGAAAGUAAUGUUGGUAUACAGACAGGUAGAAAGUGAUGUUGGUAUAUAGACAGGUAGAAGGUGAUGUUAUUAUAUAGACAGGUAGAAAGUGAUGUUAAUAUAUAGACAGGUAGAAGGUAAUGUUAAUAUAUAGACAGGUAGAAAGUGAUGUUAAUAUAUAGACAGGUAGAAAGUGAUGUUAAUAUAGAGACGGGUAGAAAGUGAUGUUAAUAUAUAGACAGGUAGACGGUAAUGUUGGUAUAUAGACAGGUAGGAAGUAAUGUUGGUAUACAGACAGGUAGAAAGUGAUGUUGGUAUAUAGACAUGUAGAAGGUGAUGUUAUUAUAUAGACAGGUAGGAAGUAAUGUUGGUAUAUAGACAGGUAGAAGGUAAUGUUAAUAUAUAGACAGGUAGAAAGUAAUGUUGGUAUACAGACAGGUAGGAGGUAAUGUUGGUAUAUAGACAGGUAGGGGAAUUGAAGAAUUCUCAUGACAAAAUGUGAAAAUUAAUCAAAGCCAUGUUUCCUUUCCCUCAUUAUGUUUUAUUACUCUUUUUUUCUUUUAUUUUCCAAUGUUUACUGGCAGAAUCACGAACCUGAGACUGACGACUGAGAUUUGGAUUGAUCAUGGCUCAGUUUGGUAAAGCUUGGGAAUCAGUGAGCUAUGUCCAGUCAAUAAACUCUCUUGUGCUAGGAAUAGUGGCUCAGAUUAAUGGCUCAGCUACAGCUGAAGAAUUGGAGAUUGUGAAAAAAACCCUGGAGUCUAUUGACAAGGAGUUGGCAGCAGGAAAGGGAUUGAUGAGAGACACUGAUGUCACCAGAUGUGAAGAUGAUAUGACCGUGGUCUACCAGCAGUUGAGUGCUGUCAUUCGAGCAGAGAAGUCUUACUCCGAGAAGGAGAAGGAGGUUUUCCUGCAGUAUGUACAAGAUUACAAGAUUGAAAGACAGGUGAAUGCGCUCUAUAAUCGUCUGCUUGGAAUCUCUGUUCUGGCAGAUCAGGCCACUCUCCUUCAGCAAGUUAUUCAGGAUCACCACCCACGCCGGUGGGAAAUGAUAGCAUUCUGCCAAAAGAUUAAUUUUGUUCUCAGCACAGGCUUGCUGUGUGUUUUUGUACAUGGUUCUUUAACUGGCAGAGACACUCGAUUGAUGAUGGGCAGAUGGACAGACAAGAUGACAGCUCUUUAUCGGAGAAUGGAGGAAACAUCAAAAGAUUGUGCAUCAUAUUUUAAGGAACAGGCCCAAGAAGAUGUGGAAAAGUUUUUGCCAGCCCAUGAGUCCCUCACAGACCAGGAGAAAGCAGUAGCUGUUUUCAAGAUGAUUGAGAAGAACUAUGACUGGCUGCGCUGGGCAGUGAUGGUGUCCCAUCCUUCGGAGGACAAACCUGAGGAGGUCCUAGUAAAUGGCAGUUACAUUUCAGUAAGGGGAGAGUGUGGAACCCAAGUCGUCCUUUGCUACAGUGAGAACCCAGUGUCCUUAGACAAAGGGAAAACACAUCAGUUGAUUGGAGAUCUAGAAUGGAAAAUCCCAAAUCCACCUCCGGAUGUCUAUGCCAACAUUGAGGCUGAUCCAGGUUUUGCCAAGCGCUACCUCGCCCAACGUAUGCUUCAGAAGCUGUCUAAAGGUUUAGGCAAAGGGAUAACCAUUCACACUGUGCCUGGGAAGCUGGAAAUGAGUGGGAACUUCCCCCCAGCUUCUUUUGUCUUAUAUGAAUACAAGCACCGCAUGGCAUAUGGCACAGUCUGUAUCUUUGGGUAAAAAAAAUAGAAAUGUAAUCUUUUGUUUUUGUUUUUUGCUUUUCAGUAUGUUUCUAAUAAAAUAUUAAUUACACCCCUAUAUGUAUUGUAUACUUUAUUCAUCCCUUUAAAUUUUUGUGGUAGAAAUGGACUGGGUUCAUAACUUAUAGUGGUGAUAGUGAAUAAUAGCAACAACUGGCAUCAGAAAUGGGCCUCCCAUCCCUGUUUCACUGACGUUUUUUCUGUACUAGUAACUCUGUUUUACUGGGAUUGCUCUGUGUCCUCCUUAUAUAAGGAUAAAUUAAUCUCUGCUUCUGUAUUACCAUGUCCACGUAAAACCAUACCAUUGGAGAUUAAUUUGCCUGUCCUAAAUUGUCAUGCCACAAUCAAAACAUUUUUUUUGCCGUUAACAAGAUUGGAA
Molecule: messenger RNA, 4248 nt
Organism: Pelobates cultripes (western spadefoot toad)
Lineage: Eukaryota; Metazoa; Chordata; Amphibia; Anura; Pelobatidae
Source: the annotation of a GenBank genome assembly